AUGUUGGGCUCUUCAAUAGCCCAAGAAGAAGGACCGUUUAUGAAGCAGUUCCAGGUGAACAUACAGAUAAGGGAGCCGUCCGGAAUCAUGAUUUGGACCAGAGCUAAUCCACUGAUUCAUAAGUUCGGAGUGGAAUUGUAUGUCGGUGUGGCCGAUGGUGGAGUAGUCUUUUCGAAGCCCAUAUAUGAUAGAGAGUUAGUGGACGAAGCACCCGAUAUUGUAGAUGGUAAAUUUCUCUUUCGAGACGACUACAUGGUCGUGAAAAGGGGCUAUUUGGGACGUUACCGGUUUUUUAUCGAAUACAAUGAGACUAUUUCGCAGAGCAACUUUCGAAACAUCAUUGUCAUGGAUGAUCUAUUCUUUCGGCCUAAGAACAACUAUUGCUUUUCACAAUGUCUCGUAAGCGAUCAGAAUCAAACCCCCGAAGAAGUCGCACAUGUGAAAGACAUCCUGGAGCAGAAGAUAAUGCAGUGCAUCGGAUCACAAGCUACGAAGUAUUUGUUCUUUCCGCUGGAGAAUGCAGCAAAACUCGUUUCAGACCCAGAACUGUACGUAAAGUAUCGUUUAUGGCACGUUGAUGCACUUAAACCGUUAGUUAGUAACGUGGUCACAACCUAUCUUGCCCACAAUGGUGUUGGAUUCCAAAUGUACACACUAAUCGAUAAAUUUAAGGUGCUGGAAUUAGCUGAAGGAUUUCUGGACGUGGUUGAUUUCGAUACAGUAUCCUGA
Molecule: messenger RNA, 729 nt
Organism: Anopheles moucheti
Lineage: Eukaryota; Metazoa; Arthropoda; Insecta; Diptera; Culicidae
Exons: 3
Coding region: 1-729 (242 amino acids)
Molecular function (GO): carbohydrate binding
Source: RefSeq, a predicted model, not a curated record